AAACGAUCGCUCGGAGGCAUGAGUUAGUGAGCGACGCCUUCAAUUGCUUCUGAAACUGCAAAAUCAAUCAACUCCUGCAUUCCACCGACAUGAUUUAUGCCCCCACGGUCUUUGAGGAUGUUGGGUUUUCGGUUGUGUGGGUAGUUACCACAGGUUUGGUCAGUUUGCAGAGGUGGAGUAAUGGGAUAGCUGCAUGUGUUCACAGUAGAGCCGCAGAGUACACAUCGCAGAGGUUCUUGUGAGGGCCUGGUUGAAAGCAGAGCCGAAGGGAUCUGAAGAAUGAGCGAGGCGUCGAGGUUGUCUUAGAUUUCAGGAUUUGAGGUGUUGGAUUGAGGGUGUUGGUGGUGGUGGUGGUGUGCAAGAAGCUUGAAAGAAUGAGCAGUGUCAAUGGAGGAGACAUGGCGUGGGUCGGGAAGCGACCUGCGCGGCGGUUAGGGGGGAUGGCGGACGUGCUCACCAUGGCUGCUGAUUUGGGAUUCCCCGUGCCUGAUACAGAGGGAGCCGUUGGGGAGGGAGGCAAAGGGAAAGGAGCAAAUGAGGAGGCCCUUGUGCGUGUGCUGCGAGAGUUAUCAACAGUGCAGCGCAACUUAGCCAACCUGCAAGUCGAGCUUCAAGGUCGCCAGGAUGAUGAGAGGGUUGCGCAUCUUACUCAUGUCAGUGAGAUAAAGAAAAAGUCCGAGGCGCUUGCCAAGACUACUGCUACCUUACAGGAUGUUAUUCACAACAAGGAUCGAAUCAUUGCACGGUUGCAGCAACCCUACAGUUUGGACUGUAUUCCAGUUGAGACUGAAUAUCAGCGUCAGUUUUCCGAGUUGCUAUUAAAGGCUGCUGGAGACUAUGGGGCUUUGACUGCAGCUACAACUGAUAUUCAAUGGACUCAGAAUUUCAAAGAACCUCCAGCGGUUUGGGGGGAGUUGUUGAGACCUAUUCCUACAGCAUUGGCCGCAUGCACACGCUAUUAUGAGGCCUUGUCGACAAUGCGAGAUGCAGUAGCUGCACUUCACCAAGCUCGCGUCCGAGGCCCCCUAACACCGAUGAAGGAAAACCGAGUUCCUGUUGGAACUCCUGUUGGAACUCCUGGGCCUGCUGUAACCCCGACUGGAACUCCUGCUGGAAUUGAGUGCAUAACUCCACCCACGUCGACAUGGAACACGCCAGUUGAAGAGCCCAGCUCAGAUGAUGUCCUCAUGCGUAGCCGUAGACAGUUGCAGAUGCAACUGGCGACACAAGACUGGGCAAUGGGGAUUACAGAUCCACAAGCUGAGCAGCAAUAUUUAGAAAGCAUGAAACCCAGACGUAUGUCAUGGCCCCCAUCACCAAGCGCUGGUGCAGUAUUAUAAUUUCAAAAAUUAGUUGGGAUAUUUUGAUUAUGAUACCCUACUCUGGGAAAUUAUUUGCUGGCUUGGAGUUGUGCUGUUCACUGUAAUGGCAGUAAUGAGGACACUGUAUAAUGAUUUCUGCCCACUUAACAAACAUAAUUUCUGUA
Messenger RNA from Physcomitrium patens, 1486 nucleotides. Its product is annotated as AUGMIN subunit 2. Gene Ontology annotation, cellular component: mitotic spindle microtubule. The record is from RefSeq and is a predicted model, not a curated record. Gene Ontology annotation, biological process: microtubule organizing center organization; microtubule nucleation; spindle assembly. NCBI's taxonomy places the organism in Eukaryota, Viridiplantae, Streptophyta, Bryopsida, Funariales, Funariaceae.